This is a messenger RNA of Rhinocladiella mackenziei CBS 650.93, 756 nucleotides long. RefSeq lists its product as uncharacterized. Gene Ontology annotation, biological process: secondary metabolite biosynthetic process. Gene Ontology annotation, cellular component: cytoplasm; nucleus. The coding region runs from base 1 to 756 and encodes 251 amino acids. NCBI's taxonomy places the organism in Eukaryota, Fungi, Ascomycota, Eurotiomycetes, Chaetothyriales, Herpotrichiellaceae. The transcript has a single exon. The record is from RefSeq and is a predicted model, not a curated record.
AUGUCAAACCCAGAUCCCACGUUGAACUUGCCUCGCAUCCUUUGUCUUCACGGAGGUGGCGUCAAUUCUGCUAUAUUCAAAGCACAACUUCGGGCGUUCUUGAAUCACGAUAAACUCAAAAAUCGAUAUCGCUUUGUUUUCGUUGAUGCCCCAUUUUUCUGCGAUGAGGGAGUUGGAGUUUAUCCGGUCUACUCAGAUUGGGGCCCCUUCCGGAGAUGGUUUCGAUGGCUGGACUCUCAUCCUGAAAUUGAUCCCGCUGCUUGUGCAUACGAGCUUGAGUACACUAUUGAGCGGUGCAUGGAGAGCGACGAGGGGACGGGGGAAUGGGUGGGCGUUCUGGGCUUCAGUCAAGGCGCCAAACUGGCAGCUAGUCUGCUUUACGAACAGCAGAUUAAGGAGAAAGAUGGGCCCUGGAAAUUCGCUGUCAUCCUUGCGGGACGAGCGCCGAUUGUCAGCCUCAGCGAAGAAGCGGAAGAAUUCCCCUGGAUGCAAUCGGCUGGAGGACUAUCUGACGCUGCGGAUCUGGACAGCAUCCUCGAACGGCCAGAUAUGAAAUUGAAGAUCCCGACCUUGCACGUACACGGAUUAAAGGAUGAGGGUCUGCAUCUGCAUAGAAAGCUGGUGGAAGAUUAUUGUGCGCCUGGUACCACCACUUUGGUCGAAUGGGACGGAGGUCAUCGAAUACCAAUCAAGAAGAGUGAUGUCGAUAAGAUCGUCGAUGCUUGGGUGGAUCUGGCAGAUGAGUAUGGAGUAUGA